CUUCAACGCGCAGCUGACAUGCCGCUGAACAACACGGACAGAACUAGCGCUUUCUGGUGCAUCGUCAGACUUGCAUUCUCCCAUGUCGUUGAGGCAUCCCAUUGCCAUAAAUAACCUCGCAUCCAGUGCUCUUCCCAGUGCUCGACACUUGCUCACCACCACCCGCCUGACGCUCCGACCUGCCGCGCAGCACUACUUCAGCACCUCCCGAUCCCUCAACAUGGACCCCAAGCCCAUCACCAACACGCCUACUCCCCUGAGCUUCCGGGGGGCGUCGGGCAAGCCCGGUCUCCCGAAGAUGAAGGGGAAGCGGAUCCUGGUGAUCGGUGGCUCUGGCGGCGUGGGAUCCCACCUCGUGGACCGGUACGCGCAAGCGGGCGCGCACGUAAUCAUCGCGAGCCGCACGCCCGAGAAGGCGAGCGCGGCGCUCAAAGCCGCGCAAGCGCGCAACCCCGGCACGGACAUCUCCAGCAUGGCGGGAGACACAACCACGUUCGCGGGUGCCAAGGCGUUCGCGGACACGGUAUCUGCGACAGGGCAGGUCGACCACGUCGCGCUCGCCGUCGGCGGCUGGUGGUCGGGCGCGACGCUGUGGGAUGUGCCCCCGCACGUCGUUGACACGUUCUUCACAGGCGUGCCCACCGCCUACCUUGCCAACCUGCAGGCGUGGGCGCCACGCCUGCUGCGCGGCCAUGCUAUGAUUUGGAUCCUCGGCGGGAGCGGAUACAACCCCGUGCCAGGCUCGGGGCCGGUGUGCAUGGGCUCGGCGAGCUUGUUCAUGGCGCAGAGCGUGGUCGAGCGUGAAAUCGCCAUGACGGGCGCGCCGUUCCGCCUCUUUUCCCUCGCGAACGGGCCACUCAAUACGCGCCAGCGCGGAGCUCUCCACAGCAGCCCGAGCUUCCCGGACGCAGACGAGGUCGCUGACCUCUCACUCGCACUUAUGGAGCGCCAGGACGUGCUCAGUCACGGCCUCACUCUGCGUAAUCGCGACCACAUUAAGAUGUACUACGACCAGCUCGGCCUCACUCCGCACCGGUAAAGGAUGGCAGAAUGGAGAGAUUGUCCGCCGGAGAAUGUAUCUGAAUGAGCUGC
Cutaneotrichosporon oleaginosum is the source of this 1092-nucleotide messenger RNA. RefSeq lists its product as uncharacterized. The record is from RefSeq and is a predicted model, not a curated record. Lineage: Eukaryota; Fungi; Basidiomycota; Tremellomycetes; Trichosporonales; Trichosporonaceae.